Lodderomyces jiufengensis is the source of this 645-nucleotide messenger RNA. It is a transcript of the gene PGA7, whose product is annotated as Pga7p. NCBI's taxonomy places the organism in Eukaryota, Fungi, Ascomycota, Pichiomycetes, Serinales, Debaryomycetaceae. The record is from RefSeq and is a predicted model, not a curated record. The transcript has a single exon. The coding region runs from base 1 to 645 and encodes 214 amino acids.
AUGUUUAUCAUUUCAAUUAUAUCAUUUUUUAUUUUAGCAUUAGUAAAUGCUGAUGAUUGGGCUACUUAUCCACAAGUUCCAAAAACAGCUUCAAUUAAUGGUUUUGCUGAUCCAAUAAUUGAUCUUUUACCAGAUUGUGCAAAAGAUUGUGUUAAAUUUAGUGUUAAUAAUACUCCAUGUCCAUAUUGGGAUACUGGUUGUUUCUGUGUAAUGCCACAAUGGGCAGGUUUAGUUGGUCAAUGUAUAGCUCAAAAUUGUAAAGGUGAUGAUGUUCAAAGUGCUGUUUAUUUAGCUACUUCAUUAUGUUCAACUGUUGGUGCAAAUACUUGGAUGAUGCCAGCUUCAAUUUCAACCAUGUUAACUUCAGCAGCUGGAAAUGCAAGAGAAGUUACUACAAUUACUGAUAAAACAGCUAUGUCGUGGGUUAUUGAAUCAGCCAGCUCGGGAGCAAAUACUGUAAGUUCAACUGGGGCUUCUACAGCUGCUACUUCCACCGCCAGCUCAUCAGCUGCAAGUAAUACUGGUUCUGCUUCAUCAUCUACAAGUGCUACAACAAAUACUUCUUCAACUUCAAACAUGGCCAUCCUACAAACUGGUAGUGUUGGAACUAUUAUUUUUGGUUUCUUAGUCAGUUUAAUCAUCUAA